Molecule: messenger RNA, 3566 nt
Organism: Mobula hypostoma (lesser devil ray)
Lineage: Eukaryota; Metazoa; Chordata; Chondrichthyes; Myliobatiformes; Myliobatidae
Gene: morc2
Product: MORC family CW-type zinc finger 2
Exons: 26
Coding region: 300-3365 (1021 amino acids)
Cellular component (GO): nucleus
Molecular function (GO): zinc ion binding
Source: RefSeq, a predicted model, not a curated record
GGUUGCAGUUACUUUUAAAAGAGGGAGAGUGUGGGUGAUGCGGUGGCGGGACCGACGGGGGACCGGGCCGUGCCGACGAGACACCGGAAGGGUUGGUUACGGGAGCGUCGUCGUCUAAAAAAAACAAAUCAAGCCCCGGGUCGACACGUGCGCCCGCUGCGCGGUGAAUGUGGCCCGGAGAUCGGCGGACGCAGAGGGAGAGAGCCUGAGCCUGAGCCUGGGCCAGGGCCAGGGCCAGGGGAGGCCGGGUGCUGCGUUAUCGGACCGGGCCGGGCUUGGGGAGGCCAAGGCAGGACGCCAUGGCUGCAUCCAACUACGGCUGCCUCAACCGCGCUCAACUGACCUUUGAAUACCUGCACACCAACUCAACCACUCAUGAAUUUCUUUUUGGAGCUUUGGCUGAGCUGGUGGACAAUGCCAGAGAUGCAGCUGCUACAAGAGUGGACAUCUAUACAGUAAGGAAUGUAGAUUUGCGAGGAGGAUUCAUGUUAUGCUUUUUGGACGAUGGAACUGGGAUGGAUUGCAAUGAAGCUGCCAGUGUGAUCCAGUUUGGAAAGUCUGCCAAAAGAACCCCAGAAUCCACUCAGAUUGGACAGUAUGGAAAUGGGCUCAAGUCUGGCUCAAUGCGAAUAGGCAGAGACUUUAUUUUAUUCACAAAGAAAGAGGAUACCAUGUCCUGUGUUUUCCUUUCGCGAACAUUUCAUGAAGAGGAAGGGAUUGAUGAGGUGAUUGUUCCACUUCCUACAUGGAAUUCCAAAACAAGAGAGCCCAUGACUGAUAAUCCUGAGAAAUUUGCCAUUGAAACAGAACUUAUCUACAAAUAUUCACCAUUCAAGUCUGAGUCAGAGGUGAUGGAACAGUUUGAUAAAAUCAAAGAAAAUAAUGGGACUUUGGUGAUAGUUUAUAACCUUAAACUGAUGGAUGAUGGUGAACCAGAAUUGGAUGUUACUUCUGAUCCUACUGACAUUUUAAUGGCAGGACCACAACUUGAAGGCGUAAAACCAGAGCGGCGCUCUUUCAGGGCAUACACAGCUGUCCUGUACAUCGACCCUAGAAUGAGAAUUUUUAUUCAGGGUCAUAAGGUCCGGACAAAACGGUUGUCUUGCUGCUUGUUUAAACCAAGGAUGUAUAAGUAUACAUCAAAUCGGUUUAAAACUCGUGCUGAACAAGAGGUGAAGAAAGCCGAGCACCUGAUGAAAAUAGCUGAGGAGAAGUCACGGGAAGCAGAGAGCAAAGCACGGUCUUUGGAAUUGAAGUUGGGUGGUGACUUGAGCAGAGAAUCUAGGAUUCAUGUGCGACAGAUUCAGGAUGCUGCAUCCAAUCUAAGAAGAGAAGCUGACGUGAAGACGCGAAUACAUGAAGCCAAACUCCGAGCUUUGAAGGAGCCAAAGGAGAUGUGUUUUAUUUUUGGUGUGAAUAUUGAGCACCGUGACCAGGAUGGAAUGUUUAUAUAUAACUGCAGCCGUCUCAUAAAAAUGUAUGAGAAAGUGGGUCCCCAGCUGGAAGGAGGAGUUGCCUGUGGUGGAGUAGUGGGUGUGGUAGAUGUCCCAUACCUGGUUCUGGAGCCCACUCACAACAAGCAGGACUUUGCAGAUGCCAAGGAGUAUCGGCAUCUACUGAGAGCCAUGGGAGACCACCUGGUGCAGUACUGGAAAGAUAUUGGCAUAGCACAGAAGGGAAUAGUGAAAUUCUGGGAUGAAUUUGGCUAUUUGUCGGCCAACUGGAAUCAGCCACCUUCUGACGAAACUUUAUACAAGAGACGGCGUGCUAUGGAGAUUCCAACCACCAUUCAGUGCGAUCAGUGUUUAAAAUGGCGGACCCUUCCCUACCGAGUGGACGACGUUGGUAAGGAAUAUCCGGACAGUUGGACGUGUUCCAUGAGCCCUGAUCAUAUCCAGAAUCGAUGUAAUGCUCCAGAGCAGAAACCAAAUGUACCGAUAGGCACACUGCGAAAGGAUGUGAAAUCGCAUGAGGAGAAAAUACAGGCCCAGGAAAAGAAGCUGGAAGCAUUGAAGAAAAACAUUCCUGUCCGCUCCCAGGCUGACUUAAAGAGACUUCCACUAGACAUCAGCCGCAGUCCAUCAGAGGAGAGUCGCGCUUCUUCGAGUAGCCAGCGGCCACGAUCACCACCACUGGCUGAUAUCAUCAAAAAUGCCCCAAGCCAUCCACCUUCAGUAAAGUCCCAAGCUUCAAUACGAGCGUCUAGAUCUGCAAGCAAAGCUGUGGCUACUCACACCAAUGUUACUGUUAAGAAAGCAGUCACCAAUGCAGGAAGAUCACAGCAACAACUGACAGCAUCUGCAAAACAAACCCCUAUAUCUCCAAGGAACGGAGCGCAGCCAUCUACUUCUGUCAGGAAUGUUUCCCCUAUCUCUGUUAAGAGCCAACAGGUGAAAGGAACAAAGACCUUGGGACACAAAAAGGAGACACUGAGUAGGACUAUGCAGUCUGUGGGAACAAGAAAAAGGAAUACAGUGAUAGAAAGUAGUGAGGAGGAGGAGGAGGAGGAGAAGGAUGAGGACGAGGAAGAAGAAAAAGAACAGGAAGAAAGGAAGACAAAGACAAUACCCAAAGUUUCUGAAUCAAAGCGUUUGAAGAAAGAUGUGACAGAUGUUGUGGAGAUUUCGGAUAGUGGAGGAGAGGUGGAUGAAGAGGAGCAGGCUAACGCUCUGAAAGACCGGGGACUUCUAGUAGAAGUAAAGGUGAAUAAGGAAUGGUACACGGGACGAGUCACUGCUGUAGCAGCAAGCAAAAAGUCAGUGCGAUGGAAAGUCAAGUUUGACUAUGUCCCAACUGCAUCUACUCCUAGAGACCGAUGGGUGGAGAAAGGAUGUAUGGAUGUGAGGCUGAUGAAGCCACCGUCUCCUGAGUACCAGACACCUGACACACUGGGUGGAGAGGAAGACAUAUCGCUGGAAACAGGGUCAAUUUCGGACAGUACCAGGAUGGAGCCAGACACUACACAACCAACCACUAGCAAAGAGACAGUGGAAGCACUUGUGCUCAGCUUCAGAAAUACUUUGCGGUACUUUCUGCCGCCAAAUUACAGGAUAACAAAGGAGGAGCUGAGUUCCAUGACGCCAGAAGAACUCGCUUCAUUCCCUCUGAAAGAUUAUUUUGAACAAUAUGAAGAGGGUCUGAAGAAUCUCUGCACUGCCUACCAGACCCGUGCUGAAGAGCGGGUCCGAACAACCGAGAAAAAGUUGCAACAGAAUGACGCAGAGCUGAUGGAUGCACAGGAAAAGUUGUGCAAACUGAGAAAUAAUAUAGUGGAGCUUCUGCGGAAAGUACAAGAGGAUAUUGAAAUUAGCACAGAUGACGAGCUUGAUGCCUAUAUUGAAGAACUAAUUACAAAAGUGGACUGAAGUACCCACCCCACUCCUCCCCGACAUACACCUGUUACAAUGUGUAUUGGAAUCGUUUGGUACACUGCAGCACGGUGGACUAAGUGUAGGCAGUGUUUUAGAUAAUUGUUACUUCAUUUUGAGGUUUUACCUUUAACGUUUUACACCUUGAUCAACAAGCCUGUAAUUUUGUAUUAUAUUUAUUAAAAAUACAGUUGUACC